UAAUAUAAGCGUUUUGCAACACCAUACGUUGCUGAUAUUCGACAGCUGUUUGCGGUUUUUCAGUUUAGUAUUUUACUGAUAAAUUUAUUGCUGACGCUUAUUUAAAAAAGAAUAUUAAACAAAUAAUAUGCCAAAAGUGCGCCGCAGCCGUAAACCCCCGCCAGAUGGAUGGGAGCUCAUCGAACCGACGCUGGAAGAGCUGGAACAGAAAAUGCGCGAAGCGGAGACCGAGCCACAUGAGGGAAAGCGCAUCACAGAGUCUCUGUGGCCCAUCUUUAAGAUACACCAUCAGAAGACGCGGUACAUCUACGACUUGUUCUAUCGCCGCAAGGCCAUCAGCCGUGAGCUUUACGACUAUUGCCUGAAGGAGAAGAUAGCAGACUGCAACCUGAUAGCCAAAUGGAAGAAGUCCGGCUACGAGAAUCUAUGCUGCUUGCGUUGCAUCCAAACACGCGACACCAACUUUGGCACCAACUGCAUUUGUCGCGUGCCCAAGUCAAAGCUCGAGGAGGGCCGCAUCGUUGAGUGCGUCCAUUGUGGCUGUCGUGGCUGCUCCGGCUAAGCUACUAGCUAGAAUUUUUUUUUAAUAUGAGUAAUAUGUAGCUUAAA
Molecule: messenger RNA, 609 nt
Organism: Drosophila hydei
Lineage: Eukaryota; Metazoa; Arthropoda; Insecta; Diptera; Drosophilidae
Gene: l(1)10Bb
Product: protein BUD31 homolog
Exons: 2
Coding region: 128-562 (144 amino acids)
Biological process (GO): mRNA splicing, via spliceosome
Cellular component (GO): nucleus; spliceosomal complex
Source: RefSeq, a predicted model, not a curated record